AUGAAAACCUUCUGUACCACUUCUCCAUUAGAUGCCCAAAAAAGAUGCUAUGACAAUGAAUAUCCUUCCAUGUUAGAAAUUGGUAAUCGGGAAUUGACAUUACCACCAGAAGUUUCCCUAACUCAUUCCCAGCCAGUUGUGAAUGUUGAAGAGGUCAGACGGGAAGAAAGUAGCAAUCUGGAGGACGAAUAUGAAUCCGAUGUCGACUCUGACAUCGACUACGGCAAUGCUGAUGAUGAGGCUUCCGAUGCUGGAGAGGACGGGCCCAAAGACAGCGAAUCAACUCUUGAAGAUCUCUUAGCAAGUCCAUUGGAUCGUAGUAAACAUGCUAAUUCAAAAAAGCUUAAAGCUCUGACCAAAAAGCGGUGGACAACGCGGUUGCGACGUGAUGAAGGUCGUCGCGGGGACAAGCUGCGCACGAGAAGCUGCAUAUUCAAAUCCACCCGUCCACGGGCCGGAUCGGCUCGGAUCGGAGUGAUCCUUAUUCUGCUCGGGUCAGACUGCAAGUUGACAGGCAAACAGAAACAAUCGAACCCGAUAUCGAUAACAAGGUCGCGCGCAGUCGUAAAUCCAACACUCCCAGGGACAGGGCCAACAAAACUCGACCCCCGAUUGAUUACUGCACUUCGACCAGCCAUGACAGCAAAGAUACUCCAGUUCGUCCCGUUCAACUCAUCAAUCGAUCCGGCCUUUUGGCAUUCACUCACUCAACUGAAAAUCGACAUCCUCAAGCUUGGAGACGAGCCGGUACCGAUCCAAGGAUGGUACGAACGUGGUAGAUGGACCGUUGAACGAGACCAGAGCUCGAAAGUGAUCAAUCAAGUUGGCUUUGGAAAUGAAUUCAGAGUUGAUGGCAAGUCCCUCUCAUCCGAUCAAGACGAUCAUCAUCCCCAGACGAGUUCCACGACAGGUCGGGUGGCUGUAUGGGGAAUGUUGAAGAACUUCAACACGAUCGAAGAAUUCAAAGCAUGCGACAAACAAAGCUUAUUCAAUUCGUUUUCAGAUCAACUCUGGAAAAACAAGGUAGAGAAGAAGAAGGUUCCAGCGGAGGACAAAUCACCGGAAUUUCUUCUGAUCACGUUUUCAGACCUGAAGAAAUACAAGUAUUACUAUUGGUUUGCGUUCCCGGCAUUUCUUUCGAAGCCAUCGUGGACCGUGCUCUUAGAUGAUCAAGACGAACAUGACGGGGACUGGCCUAUAUUACCUCUCGAAGACACACUCGAACUGAACAGCUUAAUACUCCAAAAUAACUACGAUCAUCACUGUUGGAUUGGCAAACGUGAUCCAGCAUCGAAGCAAUGGUCUCUCGGCCCGCUCUCUCAAUGGACUGAAUUCUUUCAAAAGGUAGAAGAAGAAAACCGAUACCUGAUCUUCAUUGAUCCUGCUGUCCACCCUCAAGCAACUGGAUGGCCGCUACGUAAUCUAUUAGCCCAUCUGCAGGCACAUCACGGAAAUCAAGCGCGAAAGUUCAAACUGAUUGGCUAUCGAGAUCCGUUAGCAGAGAAACAAUCACUUGCGGUUGCGCGAAGCGUUGUAGUGACGAUCGAAUUGCCUGAACAAGAAAGUACACAAGGUCGCCCAGCCGCAGUUGGAUGGGAGAAGAAUGCGGCUGGUAAGCUCGGUCCUCGGAUGGCAGAUCUCGCACCAAUGAUGGAUCCCACCAGAUUAGCGGAACAAGCUGUUGAUCUCAAUUUAAAACUUAUGAGAUGGAGAAUUUUACCUGACUUAAACCUAGAGAAGAUAUCUUCUACUCGUUGUCUACUCUUGGGUGCCGGAACCUUAGGCUGCUACGUUGCCCGAACGCUCGUCGCCUGGGGAGUUCGAAAAGUGACUUUUGUAGACUCGGCUAAAGUGUCCUUCUCCAAUCCAGUUCGUCAACCUUUAUUCGAAUUUCAGGAUUGUCUCGAAGGAGGUAAACCAAAAGCUGCGUGUGCUUCAGCCGCGCUGAAACGGAUCUAUCCCGGUCUCGAAACCGAAGGGAUAGAGCUUCCAAUCCCUAUGCCAGGGCAUCCAAUCCCACCAAAUCUAGUCGAACAAACCAAGGCCCAGGUGGCCCAGUUAGAGAAAUUAUUCGAUGGUCAUGAUGUGGUAUAUCUGUUGAUGGAUUCCCGCGAAAGUCGAUGGCUCCCCACCCUGCUUGGGGCCAGCAAAAGAAAGUUGGUCAUCAAUGCCGCAUUAGGUUUUGAUUCCUAUCUAGUCAUGCGACAUGGCGUCCGAUCAUCAUCAUCUCAAUCUCCAGCCCCAGUGGCCGACGACAAACCUUCUGGUUCGGUACUACCACAGAUCCGACAAUUGGGCUGUUACUUUUGUAACGACGUUGUAGCUCCUUCUGACUCUUUGACCGAUCGAACUCUCGAUCAAAUGUGUACAGUGACUAGGCCAGGCUUGGCUCCGAUUGCCAGUGCGACUGCGGUAGAAAUGAUGGCAUCGGUACUCCAACAUCCACAAGGGGUUGAAGUGCUGGCUGAAGUGAUCGAUAAGAGUCGAUCAAAAGAAGAAGAAGCAGCAGGUAGACCUGCAUCCAUCCAAGAGUCUGUGCUCGGAUUGGUGCCUCAUCAAAUUCGAGGCUUCUUGGCCAAAUUUGAGAACCUCAAAUUGGUCGGACCUGCAUAUGAUAAAUGCACCGGAUGUAGCCACAAAGUGAUCAACGAAUACGAGAAGUCGAAGUUUUCGAUGUUGUUGCAAGCCUUUAACGAUCCCAAGUACCUAGAAAACUUGACUGGCUUGAGUCAAUUGUAUGAAGAUAGUCAGCAAGUGAACAUGGAAAGUCUUGAAUGGGACGAUGACGAAGAUAAUGAAUAA
Messenger RNA from Puccinia triticina, 2802 nucleotides. RefSeq lists its product as uncharacterized. Lineage: Eukaryota; Fungi; Basidiomycota; Pucciniomycetes; Pucciniales; Pucciniaceae. The record is from RefSeq and is a predicted model, not a curated record. The coding region runs from base 1 to 2802 and encodes 933 amino acids. The transcript is spliced from 16 exons. Gene Ontology annotation, biological process: autophagosome assembly; cellular response to nitrogen starvation; C-terminal protein lipidation. Gene Ontology annotation, molecular function: Atg12 activating enzyme activity; Atg8 activating enzyme activity. Gene Ontology annotation, cellular component: phagophore assembly site; cytoplasm.